Messenger RNA from Oldenlandia corymbosa var. corymbosa, 303 nucleotides. NCBI's taxonomy places the organism in Eukaryota, Viridiplantae, Streptophyta, Magnoliopsida, Gentianales, Rubiaceae. The record is from the annotation of a GenBank genome assembly.
AUGGCCCAGACUAAAAUGGCAACCAUACUCAUUGCCGUAUUUCUUCUUACAAGCUUGGCUGUCGAGGGCAGGGUUGUAAACCCUGGUGAUGAAACUACUGCAGUGGCUACUGCAGAUGUUGAAGCAACCCCAAUUUGCAAAUCAGUACACGGAACUGAACUAGAUGAAACAUGCACCUCAGUUGCCCAGAAAUUUCAGCUCACAUUUGAAGCUUUCCUUGCUAUAAACCCUAAUAUCAACUGCGAUUCAAUCUUCGUGGGUCAAUGGCUUUGUGUGAAGGGUACUCUUGGACGAGCAAAUUAA